Messenger RNA from Alosa alosa (allis shad), 1500 nucleotides. Its product is annotated as meteorin-like protein. The transcript has 3 exons. Gene Ontology annotation, biological process: positive regulation of brown fat cell differentiation; energy homeostasis. Bases 51 to 527 code for a protein of 158 amino acids. NCBI's taxonomy places the organism in Eukaryota, Metazoa, Chordata, Actinopteri, Clupeiformes, Clupeidae. Gene Ontology annotation, molecular function: hormone activity. The record is from RefSeq and is a predicted model, not a curated record.
CGCUGCCGCACAGCGACAUCGGGCGCAGGACCACCGCCUUCCUCUACGAGAUGGUCAGAGAGGAGGAGGAGGGGGCGGAGGGCGUGUUGGAGGAGGGCGGAGAGCACGUGACUGCAGCACACUGUCGCCCAUGCAGCGAUGAAGAGGUCCUUAUGGCUGUGUGCACCAGUGACUUUGCUGGUCGUGGCAGCAUCCACACAGUGGACCAGCAACAGGAGGAAGAUGCCAGCGGUCCGUGGCUCCAGGUGUCCCUGACGCGACUCUACCGCCAGAAGACCCGCAUCUUCACCUCCUCAGGGGGCAACGCUCGCGCCCGCAGAUCCUGGACGGGUCGCGUCCGAGCCCCGCCACACUGCCCCGUCGCCCACGGCAACGCUGACACAGGGGGCGGAGACUACUUGCUGACGGGUGCGUUGCGAUUGGGCGAGGCGUGGCUGGGGUGUGCGCCACGCUAUCAGGAUUUCUUGAAGAUGUACCGGGAAGCACAGGCCAGCGGCACCAACCCCUGCAGCAUAGACACAGACUGAGAGGGGACUACGGGAGCCUGAGAGGGACAAACUGUGCACUACAGACACAGAGUGAGAGGGAGUACUACGUGGGGCUGGAAAGGGCCAAAACUGUAUGCCAUAAAGACAGCUUCGAAGGUGCCCGAUUACAGAUGGAUACAAUGUGGACAAGACUACAGUGGUCUUAGUGACCCAUAAACGUUCAGCAUGGACGCAGGCUGUGGAACCACAGAUUGUGUUGGACACAAAGAGAAGGAGUAGAUGGUCCAAACACAUUCUGACGGCCCAAACACAUUCAGAAUGAGGGGUCACUGUGGGGGCCAAGCAAGCCCAGAAAUGUGUUGCAUUGAGCUGAACCAAACUGAACUGCCACUGAACUGAACUGAAGCCAGUUUGGCCGUCGGUGCUCAGGUCCUGUGGUGCCCAGACGACCUCCAUCCCAUUACCAUGACCUUCACAACGCUGUUGUUGAGCUUCACACUAGGAAGGCUGAACAAUAAUUGAUGGCUGGUUUGUGUGUGUGUGGCAAUGUAUGUGUGUACUCAAAUACGUACAUGUGUGCGUGCUUGUGUUUUUGAGUGUGUGUGUGUGUGUGUGUGUGUGUGUGUGGUGUGUGUGUGUGUGUGUGUGUCUGAUAACCAGGCAGCAAAGGUGUUUCUGUAAAGGAAUCUUUCUCCCGCUCUUAUGAAGAGCUUCAUGUACAGUAAUCUGGUCAUUUCUCUUGACUGCAGUUUUGUGAAUGUCUGUGUGUGUGUGUGUGUGUGUGUGUGUGUGUGUGUCUUGCAGGCUUGUGCAAAAUUCCAGAAUUUAAUUGAAACUGGCUAUUUAAUUCCAAUUCAAUUCUUGAAUUUCACUUGCAUUUCAAUUGAGGUAGCAAACAGGAAGCAGAAUUGCAAUUUGAAUUGUGCACAACCCUGGUGUCUUGUGUCUAGUCUCUGUGUGUAGGGGAUUCAUUUGUUGUGUUUUAAAUGGAAAUAAAGAUCUCCUGACUUAA